Humulus lupulus (European hop) is the source of this 2364-nucleotide messenger RNA. RefSeq lists its product as uncharacterized. Lineage: Eukaryota; Viridiplantae; Streptophyta; Magnoliopsida; Rosales; Cannabaceae. The transcript is spliced from 7 exons. The record is from RefSeq and is a predicted model, not a curated record. The coding region runs from base 624 to 2102 and encodes 492 amino acids.
AUUCAAAUUAAUAAUUAGAUUUGAAAAUCUUUCCAUUAAAAUUCGAGAGAAAGAAAGACAGAAUGGAGGAGAAUUAUGACAUCCCAUUCCCAUUCGCUUAAUAAAGCGAGUUCCAAACCCUAAGCUUUGAGCUUUCCUUCUUCUUCUCUCCUUCCUUGUCACUUAGCUACCUACCUAUUAUGUCAUCUUUUAAUCUCUCGAGCUUUAAUUAGUCGUUUACUCUCUUCGCUUCCGGUGGAAAAGUCUGAGAUCGACACCGAAAAAAGUUUCCGCGGUAUUCCACUUUUUCUUAGUAAAGGUCGUCAGUGAUAAUAGUGGGCGAAAUAAUUUUGAAUUUUUUUUGACAUUCUGAUGUUUUAUUUGCUAUCAUUGUAUCAAUCUACGGUGAAUUUUUCAUCUAGGCCUCCGUUUCUGUACUCAAUUUCCGAUACCUUUCUUCCUUCCAAUGUUUAUUUUAUAUGUUGCUUUAAUUGCCUAAGAUUUCGCCUCAAAAUUUGACAUUUAAUUUUAAUUUCACUGGUUCCGACUCGAGUUUGAAACACUGUAGUAGCAAGAUUGACUCUUUUUAUUUUUCGGUUCUGAAAGAGCUGAAAGAUUGAUCAUUUUUUUUUAAACCUUCAACAAUGGCGGAACGGUAUAGGCCGGUUUUGAUAGAGGAAUUGCCAUCACAUUUGAUUUUGGAAAUUUUGAGCUCUGGGAGGCUCAGCGCAGUUGAUCUUGCAUGCUUAGAGUUGACUUCCAGGACCUUUGGAGGCAGUCACGGAUUAUACCCUCAUAAAUUUCGGUCAUUGGUGGAUUUUGCUGCAUUUCAGCUAUGUAUCUCCAAUUCUACAUAUUCUCGUCUGGGAGUGAAUCUUCAGAGGGAACUAUGUGAUCGUUGCGGUGGGAAUUGGAAACGGGUUCUAAGGUUCUUGCAAUCUGUGGAGCAAUCUUCUGACAUAGUCGAGACCUCAGCAGGCAAUAUGCAGAUUACCACAGGAAAGUAUCACACAUUCCUGAUCAGCAAUUCGUCAGUGUACUCAUGUGGGUCUGGCUUGUGCGGUCUUCUCGGUCACGGAUCCGAAACUACGCAAUGUGUAACAUUUACUCGGAUCAGCUUUCCAUCUAAAGCACACGUGGUCCAAGUCUCAGCCUCCCACAAUCAUGCUGCUUUUAUCAUGCAAUCUGGAGAGGUGUACACAUGUGGGGACAAUUCAUCAUUUUGCUGUGGACACAAAGAUACAAACCGCCCCAUUUCUAGGCCUAGGCUUGUUGAGGCAUUGAAAGGAGUUCCUUGCAAGCAGGUUGCUGCAGGUCUUAAUUUUACAGUAUUUCUCACAACGCAAGGUCAUGUUUAUUCAUGUGGAACUAACACACAUGGCCAACUUGGUCAUGGUGACACAAUGGAUAGACCGACACCUAAACUCAUUGAACUGCUCAAGGGAGUUGGCUCUGUUGUUCAAAUUGCUGCUGGUCUGAGCUAUGUGUUAGCUGUAACAGACGAUGGAACGGUCUAUUCUUUCGGGUCAGGUUCAAAUUUCUGCCUUGGUCAUGGCGAGCAACAUGCUGAGUUCCAACCACGGAUAAUUCAGACAUUUAGGAGAAAGGGCAUUCAUGUGGUUCGAGUGUCAGCUGGUGAUGAACACGCCGUGGCCCUUGAUUCCAGUGGAUACGUAUAUACUUGGGGAAAAGGCUACUGUGGUGCAUUGGGCCAUGGAGAUGAGAUUGACAAGACUACACCAGAACUCUUAAACAUCCUCAAAAACAAUGUUGCUGUGCAGGUCUGUGCACGAAAGAGGAAAACCUUUGUUCUAAUUGAUUCUGGCUCAGUGUAUGGUUUUGGUUGGAUGAGUUUUGGUAGUCUUGGGUUUCCUGACAGGGGAGCGUCUGAUAAAGUAAUGAGGCCUCAAAUUCUUGAUUGUUUAAGAGACCACCACGUUUCUCAAAUUAGCACUGGGCUGUACCACACUGUUGCAGUCACGAAUCGAGGACGAAUCUUUGGAUUUGGAGACAACGAAAGGGCACAGCUCGGGCAUGACACUUUGAGAGGGUGCCUUAGACCAACCGAAAUUUUUGUAGAAGAAAUGGCUGAUGAAUUGAAUCCUCUACCAGGCAGUGUGUAAACCUCCGGAUCUUACCAUUGGCGGUUUUGGUCAUUAGUGUUAAGAGUAUAUGUCCAAAGCGAACAUAAUAAGAUUUUAUUCCCCAAUAUAAACGGAGUAUUAUAAAUUAGGGUACAUAACUGUUGUGUUUGAAGAGUUAAUUUAUGUGUAGCUUAUGAUAGUUUUUCUUUUUUAAUCUAUAUUUUGUGAUAUUAAUGAACUCUUCUUUAAAUGUAUUCUAUUCAAAAUAUUUAAUGCUUCAUAAUAUUGUUUCCUUUCAAAA